Molecule: messenger RNA, 1704 nt
Organism: Nyctereutes procyonoides (raccoon dog)
Lineage: Eukaryota; Metazoa; Chordata; Mammalia; Carnivora; Canidae
Gene: GPR31
Product: G protein-coupled receptor 31
Exons: 1
Coding region: 23-973 (316 amino acids)
Biological process (GO): G protein-coupled receptor signaling pathway
Cellular component (GO): membrane
Molecular function (GO): G protein-coupled receptor activity
Source: RefSeq, a predicted model, not a curated record
UCAAGACGACUCCGGCGGCAGAAUGGGCGACGUGGUCCCCGCCAACUGCUCCGGGCGCAGCAGGGCGGUGGAGGUGUCGGUGGCCACGCUGCUGGCGCUCGAGUGCGUCCUGGGCCUUCUGGGCAACAUCGUGGCGCUGUGGACCUUCUUCUUCCGCCUGAAGGUGUGGAAGCCCUACGCCGUCUACCUGCUGCACCUGGCCGUGGCCGACCUCCUGCUGACCUUCUGCUUGCCCUUCCAUGCCGCCUUCUAUCUGAGACACAAGACGUGGAGCUUUGGGCAUGUGUCUUGCCAGACCCUGCACUUCCUGCAGGUCCUCAGCCGCGGGGUGGGCAUCGCCUUCCUCACGGCUGUGGCUUUAGACCGGUACUUCCGAGUGGUCCACCCUCGGCUGAAGGUCAACCUCCUGUCCUGCCGGGCCGCCUGGGGGGUGUCAGGCUUCGUCUGGCUGCUGCUGCUCGGCCUCACCCACCAGAGCCUGUUCGUCUCGGAGGCCGCCUGCCCCAACCCGGACCCCGGGGUGGACCUCUCCUUCAGCAUCGUUUGGCAGGAAGCACUGUUCUUCCUGCAGUUUAUCUUUCCUUUCGGCCUCCUCCUGUUCUGCAACGCCAGGAUCAUCAGGACCCUCCAGAAGCGCCUGCGAGACCCGGACAAACAGCCCAAGCUGCAGAGAGCCCGGGCGCUGGUGACAGUGGUCGUGGUCCUGUUCGCCGUGUGCUUUCUGCCCAGCUUCCUGGUGCGCAUCUUGAUGGCCAUCUUCCAGGGGGCCGGCAGCUGCAGGGCCCUGGGGCCGAUGGUACACGUGUCCGACGUGGCCAGCAGCCUCACCUACCUGCAGAGCGUCCUGAACCCGGUGCUAUACUGCUUCUCCAACCCCACGUUCAGACACUCCUACCGCAAGGUCUUCAACACACUCAGAGGCCGGGGGAGGGACACCGAGGCCCCAGGGGACAUCAGAGACUCCUACUCCUGAGGCCGUCGGGGCCCCGGAGCACAGGAAGGGCCGGGAGCUGAGCGUUAGCCAGCGCCCCUGAGGGUCGCGGGGGGAGGACCCUUCAGGGCUGCGCCACCUGGAUCAGGACCCACACCUGAGCACCCCUGCGGCGAAGAUGGUCUGCAGAUUUCCUUCAGCUGCUCUAUGGGAUCGGACAGAAGAUGAGAUUAGCAACAGAGCCCCCUCCCCACCCACGACCAUGCAGGCUGAACGGCUGACCUGGAAGCAGGCAGCUACUGACCCCCCUCACCCCAGAAGGAAGGUGACCUCAUGGGCCCGUCAGUCUGGGAGGUGAAGGCUGAGAGGGGCACUGCACUGCUCUCGCUGUCUGGUCGUGGUGAGCCGUCUGCUUUCACUCUGCUUCAGCUGGCAAAUGCGGAAAGUCUGCUUUCUCCCCACCUGCUGCGCAGACUUGUGAUCACCAACCUGGGAAAGCGGGCACGGGGGGCUGCAGGGCAGGUUCUGGGGGGGUGCCUUAUUGUGUGCCAUACUCGGCUCUGUCUGCGACACAGUGCUUUCCAGUUUAUACAAUCCUGCGUCAUUUGCAUAGAUGGUACCUUCCGUCAAAGACAACAGAGUUCUCUAGUUUAUUAUAGGAAACACAUUCCUUCUAAAUUUCUCAAAAUUGCCUCCAGAAUUUCUUCCUCAGGUGUGAAUGUCUAAAUGCUUUUGAAACGCACUUUGCUUUCCUGCUCUGAGAAGUCACUGUA